GACGCAUCGUUUUAAUGUAGUUGUGUGUACCCACUCCACUGACGAGUAUUAGACAGCAGCAGCACUACUAACCGCCUUCAGACACAUACCGCAAAUUGCUCGCUCGCGGUCCUUCCUUCCUUCCUGCCUUCCUUCCCACCAAAAAAUUCAGGAGGCAAAGCGCAAACUCAUUCUCUCCUUCAGAAGCUUUCUAUUUUGGGUCGCGGCUAAAAUUAAAGCAGAAUGUGACGAUUCUGUUCCUUAUGAUCUAAAGCUUCUUCUAUUGCACUGCUUCAAUUUUGGUCAGAUCUUAUCGUAGACUCAUUAUCUACUGCAUUUUACGGCUUCACUCAUGGCUGUUCCUGUGGAAGAGGCCAUUGCCGCCCUAUCUACAUUCUCACUCGAGGAUGAGCAAGCAGAGAUACAAGGACCGGGAAUUUGGGUUUCAACUGAUAGCGGCGCAACUGAUAGCCCAGUUGAGUAUAGCGAUGUUUCUGCAUAUCGCCUAUCUCUGUCAGAAGACACAAAAGCUCUCAAUCAGCUGAAUGCUCUUAUCCAAGAGGGGAAGGAGAUGGGAUCAGUGCUUUAUACAUAUCGCAGUUGUGUCAAGGCACUUCCUCAGCUUCCUGAUUCUAUGAAACAGAGUCAAGCUGACUUGUAUCUAGAAACAUAUCAAGUUCUGGACUUGGAAAUGAGUCGUCUACGUGAAAUACAGCGAUGGCAAGCGUCAGCUGCCGCAAAGCUAGCUGCAGAUAUGCAACGCUUUUCUAGGCCCGAGCGACGCAUUAAUGGCCCUACAGUAACUCAUCUCUGGUCCAUGCUGAAGCUACUUGACACUCUGGUGCAACUUGAUCAUCUAAAAAAUGCAAAAGCAAGCAUACCUAAUGAUUUCUCUUGGUAUAAAAGGACAUUCACACAAGUAAGUGUACAGUGGCAUGAUACUGAUUCGAUGAGAGAGGAGUUAGAUGACUUACAGAUUUUCCUUAGCACAAGGUGGGCUAUCUUAUUGAAUUUGCAUGUUGAGAUGUUCCGCGUGAACAACGUAGAAGAUAUCCUUCAAGUUCUUAUAGUCUUUGCUGUUGAGUCAUUAGAGCUGGAUUUUGCACUUCUGUUCCCUGAGCGGCACAUUCUUCUUCGUGUUUUGCCAAUUCUUGUUGUCUUAGCAACAUCAUCUGAAAAAGAUAGUGAGUCUUUGUACAAGAGAGUGAAAAUCAACAGGCUGAUCAAUAUAUUUAAGAAUGAUCCAGUAAUUCCUGCAUUUCCAGAUCUCCAUCUUUCUCCAGCUGCAAUAAUGAAAGAAUUGUCAAUAUACUUCCAGAAGUUUUCCACCCAAACUCGUCUUCUCAGUCUUCCAUCACCUCAUGAGCUUCCAUCUCGCGAGGCACAAGAUUAUCAGAGACAUUAUCUAAUUAUCAAUCACAUUGGAUCCAUCCGCGCAGAGCAUGAUGACUUUGCAAUUCGUUUUUCUUCCUCCAUGAAUCAGUUAUUAUUGCUGAAGUCAACAGACAGUGCUGAUAUUGACUGGUGCAAAGAAGUGAAGGGAAAUAUAUAUGAUAUGGUUGUUGAAGGUUUUCAGCUUUUAAGUAGAUGGACUGCACGCAUUUGGGAACAAUGUGCAUGGAAGUUUUCUCGCCCGUGCAAAGAUAUAGUUCCUUCCGAGUCAAAAGAGGCUUCAGCAUCAUUUUCAGACUAUGAAAAGGUGGUACGAUAUAAUUAUAGUGCAGAGGAAAGGAAAGCACUGGUUGAACUUGUUAGCUACAUAAAGAGCAUUGGAUCAAUGAUGCAGUGCAGCGACACAUUGGUAGCGGAUGCUUUAUGGGAGACAAUUCAUGCUGAGGUCCAGGAUUUUGUUCAGAAUACAUUGGCCACUAUGUUGCGAACUACCUUCCGAAAGAAAAAGGACCUUUCUAGGAUCCUUUCUGAUAUGCGGACUCUUUCGGCAGACUGGAUGGCAAAUACAAGCAAGUCUGAGUCUGGAUCCCUACAACAAGGGGGUGAAGAAAGCAAAGCAAACUUUUUCUACCCAAGGCCGGUUGCACCAACAGCUGCUCAGGUCCACUGCUUGCAGUUCCUUAUAUAUGAACUGGUGUCUGGCGGUAAUCUUAGGAAGCCUGGAGGGCUUUUUGGGAAUAGUGGAUCUGAGAUUCCUGUUAAUGACCUAAAACAGUUGGAAACAUUUUUUUACAAGCUUAGCUUCUUCCUGCAUAUGUUGGACUACUCAGUGACAGUGGCCACGUUGACAGAUCUUGGUUUCUUAUGGUUUAGAGAAUUUUAUUUGGAGUCUUCUCGUGUUAUUCAGUUUCCCAUUGAAUGCUCUCUACCCUGGAUGUUGGUGGAUUACGUGCUUGAGUCACACAAUGCAGGUAUUCUAGAGAGUGUUUUGAUGCCAUUUGACAUCUAUAAUGAUUCAGCUCAGCAAGCACUGGUUUCGCUCAAGCAACGAUUCCUCUAUGAUGAAAUUGAGGCUGAGGUGGACCAUUGUUUUGAUAUAUUUGUUUCAAAGCUUUGUGAUAGUAUUUUCACAUAUUACAAGAGCUGGGCAGCAAGUGAGCUACUUGAUACGUCAUUCCUCUUUGCAUUGGACAACGGAGAAAAAUAUUCUGUCGAGCCUAUGAGGUUUACCGCACUACUAAAGAUGACCAGAGUGAAGUUGCUUGGGAGGAUGAUUGAUUUGAGAAGUUUAGUUGCUGAGCGGAUGAACAAAGUUUUCAGAGAUAAUAUCGAGUUUCUAUUUGAUCGUUUUGAGUCUCAGGAUUUAUGUGCUAUUGUGGAAUUAGAAAAUCUGCUGGAUAUCUUGAAGCAUGCCCAUGGAUUGCUAUCCAGAGAUCUCUCAAUAGACUCAUUCAGUCUCAUGUUGAAUGAGAUGCAAGAAAACAUAUCUCUUGUGUCAUAUUGUAGUCGACUUGCUUCCCAGAUUUGGUCAGAGAUGCAAAACGAUUUCUUGCCAAAUUUCAUCCUUUGCAAUACUACCCAGCGUUUCAUCCGAUCAUCAAAGGUUCCUCUUGUUCCUAUUCAAAAGCCAUCAGUUCCCUAUGCCAAGCCUAAUUUCUAUUGUGGUACUCAAGACUUAAAUGCAGCUCAUCAGAGUUUUGCACGGUUGCACAGUGGAUUUUUUGGGAUGCCCCACAUUUUUUCAAUUGUUAGGCUUUUAGGGUCUAGAUCAUUGCCCUGGCUAAUUCGAGCACUUCUAGAUCAUAUAUCAAACAAGAUAGCUACACUGGAACCAAUGAUAACAGGACUGCAGGAAGCAUUGCCAAAGUCUAUUGGAUUGCUUCCCUUUGAUGGAGGCGUGACAGGUUGUAUGAGGCUUGUUAAAGAACAACUUAAUUGGGGAACUAAAUCACAGCUCAAAGCAGAAGUUCUUCGGGGGAUAAAGGAGAUUGGAAGUGUAUUGUAUUGGCUGGGGCUUCUUGAUAUCGUGCUGAGGGAAACAGAUACUACUCACUUCAUGCAAACAGCCCCUUGGUUGGGCUUGCUUCCUGGUGCAGAUGGACAAAUAUUGCAUUCUCAAGAUGGUGGAGAAAGCCCAAUCGUCAACCUCUUUAAAUCAGCUACUUCUGUAAUUGUGUCAAACCCUGGGUGCCCAAACCCAACUUCCUUCCACACCUUAUCAAAACAGGCAGAAGCUGCAGAUCUUUUGUACAAGGCUAACAUGAAUACUGGAAGUGUGCUGGAAUAUGCCUUAGCUUUUACUAGUGCGGCUCUGGACAAAUAUUGUAGUAAAUGGAGCGCUGUUCCCAAAACAGGGUUCAUUGACAUCACAACUUCGAAGGAUUUCUAUCGUAUAUACAGUGGUCUUCAAAUUUGGUAUCUAGAGGAUUCUGUUCGAGUACCACCAAGCAGUCAUGAAGUGCUGGGUGAUUCUGUAGCUUGGGGUGGCUGCACCAUAAUAUACUUACUCGGGCAACAGCUGCAUUUUGAGCUCUUGGAUUUUUCAUACCAGGUCCUCAAUGUUGCCGAAGUGGAGAUUGCAUCAAUUACCCAAACCCAUAAGAGCCCUCAUUUUUUCCAGGGAUGGGACGGCCUGUUAGAAGUAAUGAAGAAAGCAAGGAGGCUAAACAAUCACGUGUUCUCCAUGUUAAAGGCACGAUGCCCGCUUGAAGACAAGACAGCUUGUGCCAUCAAGCAAAGUGGUGCCCCUUUGCAUCGGAUCAAGUUCGAGAACACCGUCUCAGCAUUUGAAACACUACCACAGAAAGAGGCCUGAAUGAAUUUUGAGGUCAAAUUACGUCUUAAUAUGUUGCUUUCAUCCUUUCGGUUUCUGUUCUUAAUCAGGAUUCGAAUCAACAUUCUGUGCAUAAUUACAGAGAGAGAGAGAGAGAGAGAGAGAGAGAGAGAGAGAGAUCAUUUUGCUUGAAGAAAUUAUUAAUUAGUUGCAUAUUCUAAGGUUUUAGUUGGAUUAUUAAAAGUUAGUUAGCAGAACAACGAAAAAUUGAAAAUUAUGACAAAAGUUCUUUGGUGA
This is a messenger RNA of Prunus persica (peach), 4441 nucleotides long. RefSeq names its product protein PIR. The coding region runs from base 332 to 4186 and encodes 1284 amino acids. The record is from RefSeq and is a predicted model, not a curated record. Lineage: Eukaryota; Viridiplantae; Streptophyta; Magnoliopsida; Rosales; Rosaceae. Gene Ontology annotation, biological process: regulation of translation; regulation of actin filament polymerization; cell morphogenesis. The transcript is spliced from 30 exons. Gene Ontology annotation, molecular function: RNA 7-methylguanosine cap binding; small GTPase binding. Gene Ontology annotation, cellular component: SCAR complex.